AGGAGUGGUGGGAGCCGGGAGGGAGGGAGGUCGCUCGCCGCCGCUACCGCGAUGCUGCCAACGCCGCCGCUCUCGCCGGGCGCCCACACCUGGCAGGCGCUGGCCCACGCGGCCGCCUGCGUGCUGCUGCUGCCGCGCUUCCUGCUGACGGCCGCGAUGCUCUGGCUGCUGGACUUCCUCUGCAUCAGGAAGAAGCUGCUGCUGUCGGCCGAGGAGGCGGCGGCGGCGGCGGAGGCCGCCCGGGGCCCCCCUCCGGACGACCCGCCGCUGUGCGUGUCCGACUCGAACCGCAUGUUCACGCUGGAGUCGCUCAAGGCCGUGUGGCACGGGCAGAAGCUGGACUUCUUCAAGGCGGCGCACGUGGGCGCGCCGGCGCCCAACCCGGAGGUGGUGCAGCUGGACGGGCGCACGCGGCUGCGCAUCCUGGACUACGCGCGCGGCCCGCGCCCGCUGGUGCUCAACUUCGGCAGCUGCACCUGACCGCCCUUCAUGGCGCGCCUGCGCGCCUUCCAGCGCCUGGCCGCCCGCUUCGUCGACAUCGCCGACUUCCUGCUGGUGUACAUCGAGGAGGCGCACCCCUCCGACGGCUGGGUCAGCUCCGACGCCGCCUUCGACAUCCCCAAGCACCAGUGCCUGCAGGACCGGCUGCGGGCCGCUGCGCUGCUGCGCGAGGGCGCGCCGGCCUGCCCCCUGGCCGUCGACACCAUGGACAACGCCUCCAGCGCCGCCUACGGGGCCUACUUCGAGCGCCUCUACAUCGUCCAGGAGCGGACGGUCAUGUAUCAGGGCGGCCGCGGGCCCGAGGGCUACAAGAUCGCCGAGCUGCGCCGCUGGCUGGACCAGUACCAGAGCCGCCUCCGCGCGGCCCCGCCCAGCACGGUGGUCGUCCAGGUGUAAGAAGCCGUCGCGGAGGGCGCCCGGGGCCGGGCACAGCGCCCCGGACCUCCUGGGGGACUUUGCGCGCCAAAUCGCGUCCAGAGACGCGCUCGCUGCUCGCCUCGUGUGGACUCGCCCAGCUCGUCGCCGUUCCGUUCCAAACGCAUUUGGGGGUUGGUGUUCUUUGGGUCGUGUGAAUGUGUUCGACUCUCUCUUUGUCGGAGGGGAGGGGAAGAAGUGUUUACGUUUUUUCAAGGAACUUUACCGGUCCACGUGGGUGCGCACGUGUCAGUGUGAAUGUGUUCAGUGGGAUCCGGUCUUCUGCACUGUGUGAGUGUGUGUGUGUGAGAGAGAGAGAGAGAGAGAGAGAACAGUUUGUUUGACCCGCCCGGGUGGUUUUCUGCCUCCCGAGCCCUCCGCAGGGAUUUCUAGUGUUUCUUUGUGACGACCGGUUUUGAAAUGGUUAACCCGAUGCCAGGAAAUCGCGUCCGAUGAUCCGAGAUACUAGAAUCACCAGGGGAAAGGGGAAGCUGCAGAGAAUGUUUAUUUAUGUGGCAUUUGAGUUGGCUCGUUGGACAUUUUUGUAAGGUGCUCAUUCGUGUCUUUUUUAAUGAACUUUUUUAUAACGUUAUUAAUAAAAAGAUAUUAAAUAAA
Eublepharis macularius is the source of this 1530-nucleotide messenger RNA. It is a transcript of the gene DIO3, whose product is annotated as iodothyronine deiodinase 3. The transcript has a single exon. The record is from RefSeq and is a predicted model, not a curated record. Lineage: Eukaryota; Metazoa; Chordata; Lepidosauria; Squamata; Eublepharidae. Gene Ontology annotation, molecular function: thyroxine 5'-deiodinase activity.